Messenger RNA from Acanthopagrus latus (yellowfin seabream), 2649 nucleotides. It is a transcript of the gene ndrg1a, whose product is annotated as N-myc downstream regulated 1a. Bases 176 to 1369 code for a protein of 397 amino acids. The record is from RefSeq and is a predicted model, not a curated record. NCBI's taxonomy places the organism in Eukaryota, Metazoa, Chordata, Actinopteri, Spariformes, Sparidae. The transcript is spliced from 16 exons. Gene Ontology annotation, cellular component: cytoplasm. Gene Ontology annotation, biological process: signal transduction.
UACCUCACACAUCCGCCUUGUUGCGCUGCACGUUAUUAGCAAAGCGACACGUCUGUCACCCGAACCCGCGAGGCGACAAGAAAGUCCCAGUUUGACUUUUGAGUGGAGUUUUUGUGUGGAAGUGUUCGACCAGGACAAUCACACGUCCAAGCAACAGGCUCCCCAGCUUUUCAAAAUGGACGACAUCCAGGUUGUCUCCAAACCGCUGCUUGUUGACAGGGAACUGCCGGGCCUGAGAGAGGCUGUGCAGCAGCUCGUUAUCAAGGAGCAUGAUGUGGAGACUCCUCAUGGAAGAAUCCACUGUACAAUGAAGGGGGUCCCCAAGGCCGACAGACCAUGCAUCCUCACCAUGCAUGACAUCGGACUGAACCACAAAACCUGCUGGGACAUGCUCUUCAACCACGAGGACAUGGCAGAGAUCAUGCAGCACUUUGCGGUGUGUCACGUUGAUGCCCCCGGGCAGCAUGAGGGAGCUAACACCUUUUCCACUGGAUAUGAGUACCCCUCAAUGGACCAGCUGUCUGAGACACUCCCACUGGUGCUGAAGCACUUUGGGCUGAAGAGUGUUAUUGGAAUGGGCAUUGGAGCCGGGGCCUACAUUCUGACUAGAUUCGCUCUGGACUACCCCAACAUGAUGGAGGGGCUGAUGCUCCUCAACAUCAACCCAUGUGCUGAGGGAUGGAUGGACUGGGCUGCACACAAGAUCAGCGGCUGGACUCACGCCAUGCCUGACAUGAUCAUCAGCCACCUCUUCGGAAAGGAGGAGAUCCACCACAACCAGGACCUGAUUGGAACAUACCGCCACCACAUCCUCAAUGACAUGAACCAGUUCAACCUGCAGCUCUUUGUCAAGUCCUACGAAAGUCGGAGGGAUCUGGAGAUUGAGAGGCCGGUCCCUGGAAGCAACGUCAGAACCCUCAAGUGUCCUUCUCUGCUGGUGGUUGGCGACAACUCUCCUGCUGUGGAGGCUGUGGUUGAGUGCAACACCAAGCUGGACCCAACAAAGACUACCCUGCUCAAGAUGGCUGACUGUGGAGGCAUGCCCCAGGUUGACCAGCCUGGCAAACUGACAGAAGCGUUCAAGUACUUCAUUCAGGGCAUGGGAUACAUGCCCUCUGCCAGCAUGACCCGCCUGGUCCGCUCCCGCACCGCCUCCGGCUCCAGCGUCACCUCCUUCGACGGCAACCGCUCGCGUUCCCACACCAGCGAGGGGAACCGCUCCCGCUCGCACACCAACGAGGGCAGCCGCAGCCGCAGCCACACGGCUGACAACCAGCGCGGCCGCUCCCACACAGGUGGUUCCAUGGACGGCACGGCCAACAGCAACGUGGACCAAGCCGUGCCCAAGUCCACCGAAGUGUCGUGUUAAGUGAACCUCUGCUCUCCAGACACCCGAAAUGUCUCAAGGUCCCUUCGCUUGUGCUGCGCUGCCUCUAACUGACACAGUGACACACAUCCUUACGCACAUACACAUCGACAUGGAGAAGGAGACAAAGAUAGCUUACCUGGAAUUGUAAAAACGCACAACAACAACGUCUGCAGACUAUUAAGUGCAGGCGAGAAGCACAGAUUUGAAAUUCUGAUGCGUUUUGAGAGAGAGAUCAGCCUGUUCUGUCACACUGAGCUCAUCGGUCAGGUGCAGUCAGGGGCAUCGCAGCACCUGGGGACACCAGAGCAGAGAAUAUCGGAGAAAGCUGUGGCCAUGAGUACACCAGCUUGUACAUGUAUCUCUCAUAAUCUCUCAUACCUAUAAAAAAGUUUUAAUUUCCAUCUCUCCAUUCCCUCAUCCUGUUUUUAUCCAUUUUUACCAUAUUGACACAGCUUUCUCAAAUAUACCUGACUGUAAAUGACUGUUGUCUGUUCUCACUUGUAAUUGUUUUAUCAUUUAUUCUUUAUUUUCCAUGUUUUAAGUGUUGUUGUUUGUACGUAGGAGCAGAUUUGUAGGUGUGGAGAGAGAAUGGGAGGCACUUGGAGAAACCAAACUGGCAGUUUGCCUCACAAACCGCCGCACAACUUUGAAAAUUAAGGGACAGACUUCAGGUAUAUUGUGCAUAUACAGCAAGUACGGUUGUUUCAUCUUGCCAAUGUCCAUUAUCCUUGAGUUUUCUCAAAACAUCCUCUGUUAUUUGAACAAUUCUACGUCCGUUCACUGGUGACCUUUAAAUCUGGUCAGGAAUUAAAUCAUCAUGUUUAGUACGAGACUGUAUACUUUGUCAUUAAUCAAAACAAAGUCUGAAACCCAAAUUCAAAAGCUUGUACUUCAUAUGCUUUAUUAAUGGAUCAUGGCUUCAGACAAAAAUGUUUUUUUUUCUUCUUUUUUACGAUUUCUAUGCAAUCAAGCACAAAGGAACAAAGAUGUGCCAUGGAAUUGUUCACUUUUAAGACGUGAUGCUCCUAUGUGGUUGUGGGUUUUUGGGUGAGUGACGUGAUAGGUCCACAUGUUAACAUGAGGAUAGCCAUAGAACUGACCCGACACCUUCUACUCCCGUAUUUUACUUGCACUACAGCAACAUUUCGCUUUGUAGAAUACAUACACAGCUUUGUACAGAUGCGAUGCACAACCAUCUAAUGCUGUAGAAAAGCAUUAAAAUGACAUAACAUAACAUUUGUAUUUAUUAAAAAAAUGACAAUAAAAAAACUUCUAACUGA